GCACCCAUCCAUCCUGCCUUAUACCAUCAUCUUCGCUUAUCUUUACCGUGUUGUUUCCGAGCUUUCCGAGGACGUGCGUAGGUAAGGAUCAAGACAGUUGUAUGGUUCCUGUUUUCUGAAAGCAUUCCAUCGACUGUGAUUAUGCUGUAAGCCGGAGUUAAUUAAAUUGCAAAAACAGAAAAUUGGGAUGGAGGGCCAGUACAACCUCAGGAGUCCGGCCGUCAAGCGCAUUAUGCGGGAGGCCCAGGAACUUCGCGAGCCAACGGAGGAAUAUUUUGCCCAGCCCUUGGAAGACAACCUAUUUGAGUGGCACUUUACAGUACGAGGUCCCCCUGAAACUGAGUUUGAAGGCGGGUUGUACCAUGGGCGGGUCAUUCUGCCUCCCGAAUAUCCAAUGAAACCACCAAGUAUCAUCUUGCUUACGCCGAAUGGCCGUUUUGAAACCAACAAAAAGAUCUGCCUCAGCAUCUCAGGACACCAUCCGGAAUCUUGGCAACCAUCUUGGUCACUGAGGACAGCCCUUCUGGCAAUCAUAGGAUUCAUGCCGACCCACGGAAGCGGAGCUAUAGGGUCCCUCGACUACACGCCGGAGGAGCGCCGAGCGCUUGCCUCAAAGUCCCAGAAAUGGAGCUGUCCUAGGUGCGGGCCACUCACGCAGUUGCUGAAAGAAGGCAAAGGAGAAGCUCCUUCUUCCGCAGACCAGGAAGCUCGGCAGCAGGCAGCCCAGAUAACAUUCAAGGGCGCAGCAGACAAAGGUAGCUUGGAAACCCUUCCUCCAACCGAGAACGCUGCCUCCGCCGCCACACCCUCGCCCGACACGCAGCUGCAGGCCUCGUCGAGAGCCUCGCUCAACGAAGAGGCUCCGUCGACGCGAGACGUGACCAGACCAGGCAACGACACACAGUCCCAGGAGUCCCUGAGACGUCGCGCGGCGGAGAUCCUCGCCCGGAGGGCAGAGCGGCUCCAGCAGCAACAUCCCGUGACGGGACCACCACGCGUGGCCAGCCGAGGACACUGGCGCGACAGCCAGCUGCUGAAAACGGCUUGGGAUUCGGCCAUCUGGCUCGUGGGAAUGGCUCUCGUUGGAUUGGUCGUGCGACGCGUGUUCUUCGUCUGAUUCCCCGACGAGUCAGAGAGAGAGAGAGAAAGGUGCAUCUUGGGAAGGAUGGCGGACGAUGGCUCUUGACGAGAUGCUGGUUUUGUGUGUACCAUAAGACGGAGGACAAAUUUCUUUCAGCGCAGUGACUCUACAUACAGUCUUAAUUAAAUAAAAUUUAAAAAGACUCC
Ornithodoros turicata is the source of this 1287-nucleotide messenger RNA. Its product is annotated as ubiquitin-conjugating enzyme E2 J1-like. Bases 188 to 1117 code for a protein of 309 amino acids. Lineage: Eukaryota; Metazoa; Arthropoda; Arachnida; Ixodida; Argasidae. The transcript is spliced from 8 exons. The record is from RefSeq and is a predicted model, not a curated record.